CUCAGAUGUAUACGCGCCUUUAUGUUCUCAAAGUCUAGAUCUCAAGAAGUGCUCUUGCUUCUUUUUGCUUUACAAAAAAAGAAAAAGAAUAAAAGACGUUACUGGGUGCACGACAUUAAUAAGAAAAGAGAACAGUGUGGUGAAUACCAUCGCCUCUGUAUUGAACUGCGGUCGCAUGAGGACAAAUUCUUUCAAUAUUUCCGAAUGUCAAAGGCGUGCUUCGAAGAAUUACAUGAACUAAUAAAAGUAAAUAUUGAAAAAUGCACCACGAACUGGAGGAAACCAAUUGAUACAAGACAAAGACUGGCCAUCUGUUUGAGAUAUCUGACUACAGGCGAUAGCCAUCAGUCUAUCGCUUUUUGUUUCCGAUUAGGAUGGUCCACAGUAUCCAAAAUAGUGAAAGAUGUCUGACAAGAAAUUUGGAGGCCUCUACAACCAAUUUACUUGCCCAGACCCACCACGAAGAUGUGGAAGUAAUCUGUAGCGGGAUUCUUAGAACAUUGGGGUUUCCCGAAUUGCCUUGGAGGCAUAGACGGGAAGCAUAUUAAAUUAAAAUGCCUUCGGAAUAGUGGUUCAGCCUAUUUUUGCUACAAAAAUUAUUUCUCCAUCGUCCUCCUCGCGAUUGUUGACCCAUAUUACAAGUUUAUGGUAGUCGAUAUUGGAAAUUAUGGCCUCCAUAGCGAUAGCGCUAUUUUUGAAAAUUCAGUUUUCUAUCAACAGUUUGUUCAUGAUAAAAUUAUUCUUCCCCCAAAACCACUUCCUGGAACAGAAGUCUCCGUGCCUCAUGUAUUCGUUGGUGACGAAGGGUUUCCACUCCAAACAUAUUUAAUGAGGCCUUACCCAAAAUCUGGAGUUAUUAAUAAUGUUAGAAAGAAAACAUUCAAUCGGCAGCUCAGCAGAGCACGUCGUGUGGUUGAAAAUGCGUUCGGCAUUUUAGCUAUGAAAUGGCGACUGUUUUUAAGACCUAUAGAAACAGACGAGGGCACUGCUGACUGGAUUAUGAAAGCGGCAUGCUGUUUGCACAAUUACAUCAUAACAAAAAUCGGCAAUAGGGAAUCAGUCAUUGAAACAGACGAACAAGUAGAACCAAUACGAGCAUUAGCAGCGACAACACCGACCAACAGAAGAUCGAAUGCUGUUGCGUUUGAAGUACGAGAGCAUUUUGCUGAUUACUUUAGUAAAUAAAAUCAUAAACGUAUUUUUGUAUAUUCUUUUGUGAUAAAUAAAUAUACUUACUGCUCAG
Acanthoscelides obtectus is the source of this 1243-nucleotide messenger RNA. NCBI's taxonomy places the organism in Eukaryota, Metazoa, Arthropoda, Insecta, Coleoptera, Chrysomelidae. The record is from the annotation of a GenBank genome assembly.